Manis javanica (Malayan pangolin) is the source of this 2354-nucleotide messenger RNA. The record is from RefSeq and is a predicted model, not a curated record. NCBI's taxonomy places the organism in Eukaryota, Metazoa, Chordata, Mammalia, Pholidota, Manidae.
UGAAUUACUAGCACGCCCCAGACUGAACCGGAAAAGGGACUUAAGGUUUCUAACAUCAGUUCUGCUUGAGAGGCAACUGCGACAGAAGCGUGUAAAAUCACAAACAGCUGUCCCUCCGCAUCAGCACAACCAGCGUUGCUUGUUUAAAAAGCAGGAACCAGGAAUCUGCAUUUUCCAGUUAGACCAACACAGCUCCCAAAGACCCCUCCAGCUAGCGGGAUUCCAGGAUCCUUCCUGUUUCCGCGUGGCUAGCUUGUUUCCGGCUGACGUAACGUCAUCAGAGAGCGCCGGAAAUGCGCUAAUGCUGCCUAGGAGACAGGACGCGAAGGCCCUAGGCUGAUAUAGCCGGGCUAGGCGCGCCCACCUUGUCGCCAUGGAGCUGCCUCCAGGGCCGUGUGAUGAUCCCCGCUCCUGGGACGAUGAUUCCGACCCGGAGCCGGAGCCGGAGCCCGACCCCGACGCGCAGGCCAAGGCCUACGUGGCCCGCGUGCUCAGUCCGCCGAAAAUGGGACUGGCGCCCCCGCGCGUCCCUCUGUUGUCCGCGCCUGCCGGAUCCCCUGGCGCCCUGGAGCCGCUGGCCGCACUCAAGGGUCAGGCCGUUGGAGUCCCGGGCCUGCUGAGCCUUCCCCCGGAGCUGCUGCUCGAGAUCUGCACCUACUUGGACGCGCGCCUCGUGCUCCACGUUUUGCCGCGCGUGUGCCACACGCUGCGCAACCUCGUGCAUGACCGUGUCACCUGGCGGCUACGCGCACAACGCCGUGUACGCGCGCCCUACCCCGUGGUGGAAGAGGAGGACUUUGACUGGCCGGCAGCCUGCAUUGAGCUGGAGCAGCACCUGUCGCACUGGGCAGAGGAUGGGCGCCAGGUUGAGUACUUCUGCUUGGCUGAUGGGCACUUUGCUUCCAUUGACUCAGUGCUGCUGCUCCAGGGUGGGACACUGUGUCUGUCGGGCUCUCGAGAUCGCAACGUCAACCUGUGGGACUUGCGGCAGCUUGGGGUGGAGCCCAGCCAUGUCCUGGUCAAAGCCCUGGGCACCCAGAACAGCACCCACAAGGGCUGGGUGUGGUCGCUGGCGGCGCUGGACCACCGAGUGUGCUCCGGUUCUUGGGACAGCACGGUGAAGCUCUGGGACAUGGCAGCUGAUGGGCAGCAGUUUGGCGAGAUAAAGUUUGAGGGGUCCUGGGCAGGAGGGGGGGCGUGGCAGGAUCCUGCGUGGCUACAGCGCCAGCCCUGUGAUCCAUGUGUCCCCAGGGGCAAGGCAGCAGUGCUGUGUCUGUCCUACCAGCCUGACAUCCUUGUUACUGGCACCUACGACAAGAAGGUGACUGUCUACGACCCCAGAGUCGGCCCGGCCCUGCUGAAGAGCCGGCGGCUGCACUCGAGUGCGGUGCUGGCGCUGCUGGCGGACGACCAGCACAUCAUCUCGGGCAGUGAGGACCACACGCUCGUGGUGUUUGACCGCCGGGCUAACAGCGUCCUGCAGCGGCUGCAGCUGGACUCCUACCUGCUCUGCAUGUCCUACCAGAGGCCCCAGCUCUGGGCUGGCGACAACCAGGGCCUGCUGCAUGUCUUUGCCAACCGUGACGGCUGCUUCCAGCUUGUCCGGUCCUUUGAUGUGGGCCACAGGUCUCAGAUCACAGGGAUCAAACACUCGCUGGGGGCCUUGUACACCACAUCCACCGACAAGACCAUCCGGGUGCAUGUGCCCACAGACCCACCAAGGACCAUCUGCACCCGAAGCCACCACAACGUGCUGAAUGGGGCCUCCGGCACAAGGAGUCCAGGCCCAGGGGAGGUGAGGUUGGUGUCUGCCCACCUGCCCACCCAGGGCUGCUCCCCACCCUUGGGCACCGUUUCUGUUGUGAUUAGGAUGCCAGCUGUCUCUGAAGAGCAAAGGAGAAGUAAACGUUCUGUGCUGGUGCUUCAGCCUGGACUUUGGGCUCAUUGUCACCCGAGCUCUGCCUCGCCUGCUUGGGGCUGGGGCGUGUCUCUGAGGGCGUGAAAGCCUCAGUGGCAGCCGCUGUUGUGUGUCUGGGCAUGUGUGCUUGCUGAGUGGUUUCUGGGAUCGUGUGUCUGCAUGUCCCUGGGGAGGCAGUCUGGCUGGGUGUGUGGUGACGGUAACCCUGCCUGUGCAUGUCUGAAUGCCGCUGGGUGUGGGUGUGUACAAGAAAGAGGGAGGCUCUUAAGGACCUGGGAACGUUGGUACAAUGACACCUCUGUAUGUGUGUGACAUGUAUGCUGUGCGUUGGCAUGUAGACUGGGACUCUGCCCUGGCUGUGUUUGUGCAGUGGGACAGGGCACUGGCUAAUGCAGAAGUGCGUGCUCUUCUAUCCAGGAUUCGGGGGGUCUGUGCU